AUGUCCACAACUACUGUCCAGCAGCAUGCAGCCUCACGCCAGCUCCUCCACAGUCGCACUGCCGCCCCCGACCCGUCGCGACUGGCCCCCGAAGAUGCCUUCUACGCAACCUCUCCACCACGAAGAGCCCGCCAGCACAGCCCUCUCGGCCUGGGGGCUUCCGGCGGCAGCUCUGUGCGGGGGAUGACCGAUGCGCGCAGACAGCGGGAGAAGGAGAGAGGUCGGAGUGGGAGCAGGCGGAAGAAGAGGCAUUGGAACAAGCUAUUGUGGUUCAAGCAGCCGUACCCCGACAAUUAUACCGACGAAGAGACCUUCCUUGAUCACCUGCAACGAAACCCUCGCCUCCAACCCUACGAGUUCUGGUCACUCAUGGCCGACUCCACCGUCAUCAUACAGCACAUUGCUUCGGUCAUAAUCUUUAUAUGCUGUUUCGUGGGCAUUAAAGAAAUAAACGUGUCUCCCGUGGCAGUUGCCAGCGCCGGCAGUAUCAGUACAGUUCUGGGCUGGAUACUCUGGGAUUACUGGAUGGGCAAAGAAGAGGCCGCGAAGGCGCAGGCUCUCGCUGAAAAGGAAUUCGCGGAAGACGCAUCCAGCGCAAGCUCAACAAGCUCCUUGAAGGAUCCCCAAGGACUAGGCUUGCUGAUACCAAAUGGAAGCAACACUCCUCGAUUGGGGCACUCUCACAGCGCGAGUGCAACGUCCGUCACUUCAAACAUGUCGGCAUCCUCAGCAACGGUACCAUCUGGUUCCGCGACCCAAUAUCCUCCAUAUGGCGAUCCUGAAUCCUCGCUAUCACCUCGAAACAGACAGCGCCUAGCAACUGCCAAGUCUGCUGUUCUCAUCUACUGCGCGUUGCUUGGACUCAGCCCGAUAUUGAAGUCUCUCACAGAUUCGACGACUAGCGAUUCGAUUUGGGCUAUGAGCUCGUGGCUGAUGUGCAUGAAUGUGUUCUUUUUUGAUUAUGGAGGCGGAACUGGAGCGCAAUUCCCCGCGUCCCUUUCUACUAAUGCUGCCGUUAUGGCUUCAGCCGUGAUGGCUUCCCGACUGCCUUCAACCACCCACGUAUUUUCGUUGACGCUGUUCUCCAUAGAAGUCUUUGGCCUCUUUCCCGUAUUUCGGCGCCAACUUCGCAACAGUUCCUCGGCCGGCCAUCGGACCCUGACAUACUUCCUCGUGAUUGCUGCGUCUGGAGGGAUGGGCGUAAUCAUCUCGAACGGUGGUGCAGUCGCAGCUAUCGUAGGGGCAGUUCUUGGCAGCGUUUUAACAUUCCUUGUUAUGGGUAUCUGCUGCUGGUGGCUAAUUGGACUCCAAAAAUACAAAAACGAGAUGUACGGACCAUGGGACCCUGCGAGGCCCAUCAUCCGGAGGCAUUGGGACCUAUCGUCUUGA
Messenger RNA from Mytilinidion resinicola, 1389 nucleotides. RefSeq names its product GPI2-domain-containing protein. Lineage: Eukaryota; Fungi; Ascomycota; Dothideomycetes; Mytilinidiales; Mytilinidiaceae. The record is from RefSeq and is a predicted model, not a curated record. Gene Ontology annotation, biological process: GPI anchor biosynthetic process. Bases 1 to 1389 code for a protein of 462 amino acids. Gene Ontology annotation, cellular component: membrane; glycosylphosphatidylinositol-N-acetylglucosaminyltransferase (GPI-GnT) complex. The transcript has 3 exons.